ACAAGUAAAAUUUUUGGAGCAUCCUCCAGUUUCACGUGUGUUCAUUAACUUAGAAAUUUCUAAUUAGUCUCAAAUACAAUUAUGGGAAAAUAAAAUUCAUUUUUUGUUUUAGAGAAAAAUGGUAGAUCGGUAAUUACUGCAAUAGAACGGAAGAAAGCCUGCGUGGUUUUCACAUGAUAAAUACCAAUCAUUUACUCAUCGGCAUUUCAACUGAACGCAUCGCAUCGUAUCCACUGAACGGAAGAGCAAAACAGAAAUCCGCUCGUCAAUAAUGGACGGACAUGAUUCAGAAGAUCCAAAGCAAAGUACUGCUGACAUGACUGUUUUUGUGCAAAAUCUUCUUCAGCAGAUGCAAUCCAGGUUUCAGACGAUGUCUGAUUCAAUCGUUACAAAGAUUGAUGAAAUGGGGUGCCGCAUAAAUGAGUUGGAGCAGAGCAUUAACGAUCUAAGGGCUGAAAUGGGGGUAGAGGGUUCUCCAUCACCAUUGGCCCCAUCCAAGCUGAAGCCAGGCGAUGGAAAUCAAGAGGAUAGCUCUGCAUAGAUUUAUCAUAAGUGUGUAAUUUUGCUAAGGAGAUAGAAUGAACUCCGUGCCAUUUUUCUUUUCCGUUCUGGUUGAUAAGUGCUAGUAAACUGCCCACUAUGAGUGCCGCAUUUGUUUUUAUAUUCGAUGUUUCCUGGUUUUUUUGUUCCCUUUUGGACCGACAACCAAGAGUAACUAUUCCAAUAUAUUGCCAUUAACUACUGUCAUAUAAACAGCAAUGCGAUAUCAUCCAUUACCUCUCUUAA
Mangifera indica (mango) is the source of this 786-nucleotide messenger RNA. Its product is annotated as heat shock factor-binding protein-like. Gene Ontology annotation, cellular component: cytosol; nucleus. Bases 272 to 541 code for a protein of 89 amino acids. Lineage: Eukaryota; Viridiplantae; Streptophyta; Magnoliopsida; Sapindales; Anacardiaceae. The transcript is spliced from 4 exons. Gene Ontology annotation, biological process: cellular heat acclimation. The record is from RefSeq and is a predicted model, not a curated record. Gene Ontology annotation, molecular function: transcription corepressor activity.